CUUCUAGAAGAGCAUAAUCAAUAUUAUAAUGUUGUCUUGAAAGACAAUUUUGAUCAAACUUCUUUACCUUUUCACAAUUCCUUCAUGAAGUAGGUCUAAUUCGCCAAUUAGAGCGGUAGCAGGUUUUUUCCUUUGCUUUCAUAUCACUCUUCUCCUUCUUAUUCUUUCAAAACUUACACCUUCUUUUCCCUUUCUUUUUUUGGCUGGGUCUUCAUGCGUUGACUGAAUUGAUAUCAAAAAACAUUUAACAGAAUCAUUCCUCUGAAUUAAUAAGAGUUUCUUCCUUCCACUUACGAUCAGAUCAUUGUUACAACUACGAACCGAUAUUUCCAGAAACGAGUACUCAAUCAAGUAAAUUAAACUUCUUAUUUACAUCGGCUACGCUUUUUACCAUGAACAUUCCAUUGUCCGAACACGUCACGGCUUCAAGUCUCGGAUCUCUCAAAUUUCCACCUUCACCUCCUCAUAGACACGAACUUUCUUCCUUGACAAAGGUCUAUGAUCCUUGUCAAUAUCUUAAAGAAGGAACACGAGUUUCUCAAGCCGAGAUUACAUCUUUCUAUUCUCCCGCAAAUUCCCUAUAUGAGCCAGAUGGAACAUCGACAAACGCUUCAACUCCUCCAAUGCCCGGAAUACAACAAGUCAAUGGCUCGUCGUCUUCCUUUCAACGCUCAUCAGCUUCCCAACCAUCACAUCCAUCUCGACAAACGAUAGCUCCUUCUUGUCCUCAGUGCAAAGGACACAAGUAUGGCUUCAAAUCAUAUUUUCACAACACCAACAUUUUUUCCGAGCCACCGCACGAUCUUCUCAUGUUUGUGGAGCAAACUUAUCUCUUGAGAAAUCGGCUCAAGAGCUUGAUGAUUAACUAUGUCACCAGGACGGUUGACAAUGAUCGGCUUGAAGUGAUCAGUAAUGAGAUUAUGGAAUGGAAGGGUCGCGUAGAGUGUCUAGCAAGAGAGAUCUUGGUAUCUUCAAUGGGGUUUGAACUGAAUACGGAAGGCCUUGAAGCGGUGAAAGAUUGGGCGGCGGAACUGGUUCGAAGAUUGAAUAAUCACGUGCGUGGAAUUGUGAGGAUGGAACUUUCAAAUGAAGAUCAGAAGGGACUGCUUAUUGACUUCAAGAAACUAUGGGAGGUGGUCUGGACAAGUUAUUUGCUGGAUCGAAAUAAUCGGAGGAUGUCGGGAAGAUCAUUGCGGUCAAGAGAUACCGAUUUACCAUCCUCGGAACCCUAAGCAAGCAGUUUCUGAGAUUUAAUUUCUGUCAACAGUGGAUGGACUUGAUAGAAUUAAGUAGCCCACAUGAUUGCGGACGUUAUUUUGCUUUAUCAGAAUCUUCUAGACGUAAAUGGUAUCUUCUAGAUGUAAAUGGUAUCUUCUACUUGUAUACUUGUUUCAUGCUUUUUCGGCUCACUUGAUGAAGAAGAAUAAAAGUGAAUGCUGGGGAGAUAUAAGAUGGAAAUGAAGAUGAUGGACCCAUUCAUCUGUUCUCUGCUUUCUUUCGCUUG
This is a messenger RNA of Sclerotinia trifoliorum, 1504 nucleotides long. The record is from the annotation of a GenBank genome assembly. Lineage: Eukaryota; Fungi; Ascomycota; Leotiomycetes; Helotiales; Sclerotiniaceae.